Sitophilus oryzae (rice weevil) is the source of this 1764-nucleotide messenger RNA. Its product is annotated as zinc finger BED domain-containing protein 4-like. The record is from RefSeq and is a predicted model, not a curated record. The transcript is spliced from 2 exons. NCBI's taxonomy places the organism in Eukaryota, Metazoa, Arthropoda, Insecta, Coleoptera, Curculionidae. Bases 1 to 1764 code for a protein of 587 amino acids.
AUGAAGGCAACUAAGGAACUCUUUCAAGAAUGUCAAAAACUUGGAUUUCGGUUUUUAAGAACCAGAUCAUUAAAUCAAGACCCUUUAGAGAAUUCAUUUUUCUCCAUACGAAAUCUCAAUGGUUCAAACACAAAUCCAAAUUGUACUCAAUUUGUUAGUAGUUUUAAAACCUGGAUUGUGAAUAAUUUAAUAUCAUCAAAUUCAAAAAAUAAAAAUUGUGAAGAUGACUCUGGUUCGGUAUUGGAAAAUCUGCAGACAUUCCUGGAUGAGACCCCAAGCUUAGACACAGUUAUACAGCCUGCAGAAAUCACAGAGAAUACCCCAGUUAUUAUAAUAGAAUCUGCUCCCUCAACUACAUCUGCAACAAACCCAGAUAACAAUGCGGCUUCCACUUCUGAUAAACAAUCGCAAAUUUCAUCCGCUUGCAGUGUUAUUACAACAGAAUUGUCUUCUAUAAAAGCGACAUCUCGUGGAACCAAAUGGCAAACUGCGAUGUCUCAUUUUAUACCAAAGAAAAUGUCAUCUACUGAUAAAUCUAAAGUUGAUUUGGCCAUAAUGAAGCUUUUUACCUGGGACUUCCAACCGUUUACCAUGGUGGAAGAUAAAGGAUUUAAAAAUUUAAUGAGCAUUUGUGCUCCUGAGUAUAAAAUACCUUCGAGAAAAUAUUUUUCAAAUUCUCUGAUACCAGCAAAAUUUGAAGAAAUAUGUCAAGAUGUAAAAAAUACUCUAAGCGAACAAGCAUUAAGUGUAUGUAUUACAACAGAUGCUUGGACCUCGUCUGUAAAUGACAGUUAUUGUGCGUUAACCGCUCAUUAUAUAAAUGAACAUUUUGAAAUGAAAACUGUAUUGUUGGAUUGUUCGGUAUUUAAAGACUCCCAUACUGCGGAGAACUUAGCAGAAUAUAUCACUAAAAUGGUUAGUGAGUGGUUAAUUAGUGAGUCAGAUAAUGCUUCUAAUAUUACAAGUGCCGUUACUAACAUUUUGAAAUGGAAACAUUAUGGGUGCUACGCACAUAAAUUAAAUUUGGUUGUACAAGACGCUCUUCGACAUGUCAAAGAUGUCCUUAUGAAAGUGAAGGCAAUUGUAACUUACUUUAAAAGAAGUAACGCAGCAACCAGGAAACUAGUAACUUAUCAAGAACAAAUAGGUAUUAAACAGCCUAAGAAACUGUUGCAGGAUGUCGUCACACGAUGGAAUUCAACCUAUUUUAUGUUACAACGUAUUACACUUCUGGAAGAAGCUGUCAAACACUCUCUGGCCCUUUCAAACACUGAUUUGCCGCUUCUAACAGAACACGAAUGGAAUACAUGUAGAGAAUUGUGCAUGGUUUUAGAGCCAUGCGCGGAAGUUACUACAGAGAUCAGCAGUGAAAAUUAUAUUACUGCUAGCAAAAUAAUUCGCGGGCUAACACGCGGGCUAAAGUUUCUUACCAAGCUCUCGAAUCAUGUAAAGAUCAAUUCAAUAAAAUUAGUAGUACAAGCAUUAUUGGAUGGCAUUGCUACUAGGUAUUCAAACCUAGAAAAAAGUAAAUCUCUAGUGUUGUGUACCUUUCUUGACCCAAGAUACAAACAUCAUUUGUUUGAGGAUGAAAAAACUACAGACUGGAUAAAGAAAAGCACUAUUCAGUUGGUUGCAGGAAUAAUUAGCAAGGAAAGUGUCAUGCAGUGUUGCCAACCAGAAAACUACGAAUAUCGCUACGUCACUACACAAAUUCCGCUACUCCCCGCUACGGUCGUGUCAUUUCUAAUUUCACUACAAAUCUAG